AUGCCUCCACCCAUUUUCUUUACAGGCGAUGUUGUAUCUUACAAGAACUUCUACUCCACCACGGUGAAAAACACUGCGAACUACCAGACAAUGAGGUCGAUCGUCAAUUCGAUUGUUCCAACUAACAGGACCUCCUCUGCUGUCGCCACCAAUUCCCGCAUUCCUCAGUCUGCUGUCAUGUUGUCUGCCAUCGACAGCCCCGACUUGCCUGCCGCCGUGGAACAGGCAGUCGCCAGCGUCACAGAAAACACAGAGGGAGCCACUGAACUGAGGCCAGAUGGGGAUUCGUCCGUUAAAAUAAACCCGAAUGCUGUCAGUCUGAGGCGAUUUGUCGAUUACGCCUCCAGUGAGCAAGUUCUCCCACCUCUCCAUUAA
Molecule: messenger RNA, 375 nt
Organism: Spirometra erinaceieuropaei
Lineage: Eukaryota; Metazoa; Platyhelminthes; Cestoda; Diphyllobothriidea; Diphyllobothriidae
Source: the annotation of a GenBank genome assembly